UUCCAUGAGUAAAAAAAGCCAAAGUUCACAAAAUUUUGGCAAAUCAAUUGAAAUAAUACAAUAAAAGUUUUUAAAUCAAAUUAUAUGCAACAGAUAAUUAAAAAUUUAACGGAAAUAUUUCUUCUUUGAAACUGAAAAUUUUGACUUUGAUCGCCCGAGCAACACAUACAGCGCUAGUGGUUUUUUGUGCAGAUUUCUUUUCUUCGUGUUUGUUUGCAUUUUAUUUGCUACAAUUCGAAAUCUAACUGAUUUGGGUGCUUGUGUGCAGUUGCCAUUGCUUUUGAAAAUUACAUUUAGAAAAUUAUUGGUGUAGAAUAAACAGGAAAGAAAAGCGAAACAGAAACAAAUAUAUAAAACAAGUUAGUAGUAACAAACUAUAAGCACUAAAUAUCGAAAUAAUCGUGUGUAUUAAGCCACAUUGCAUUUGCUUUGUUCGAACUGUAACAUUAUUAUCAACAAAACCAACAACAACAAAUCAGACAACGUUUUUUUUUUAAUUUUUCAACGACUUUCCGUAAUUUCAGCGAAAAUACAACGAAAUAAAUAAAACAUCAGCAAAUGAGCAACGGCAGCAAAUAAACAAUCAAACGAACACAAUUUUAAUAAGGUCGUUCGUUUACAGUUGCAUAGAGUGCAAUCGAAUUACACACGUACACAAACAACAAUAAACGAUUUAAACGAAGAAGAAAUUCAUCAAGUCAACAGUAACCAUAAAACAAUAAAAACAACAAUUUCUCUCUAAUCUUAUUUUGGUGUGCACACGUAGACGUUGAUUUCAGUUCAAAUUCAACACACUAUCGAUACAAUAACGUUGAUCGAAUGCCGCAAAUGGAAGAUGAAACGAGCUAAUAAUUGAGUAACCAUAUAUAACAGUCGCCACAGAAUCUCGUAUCAUAUAAUAAACGAUAAAAGAACUUAUCAAGUGCUCACUACUGCAGCUGCUCUAAGCGAGAAUAAAAAAAAAACAACCACACAGAAUACAUUUAUAAAGCAACCGAUAACACAAAAAAAAAACAUUGAAAACGCAGCAAAGUCAACACAAAAGAAACGCACCGAUCGGCUGAAUACAAAACAGCUGAAUAUCAAUAUUUUCUUUGUUGUUAGCUUUUUCAUUUGUGCAACAUAACGAAGCCAAACGAAUAAAAAAGAACGAAGAACUGAGAAAAAAAGCAGGAAAAAAUUUCGUUCGCUUACUUUUUUCAUUAGUGAACUGCGUGAUUUAAAUAAACCGUAACCAUUCUGUCGCAACUGUUUGAGCCAAGCGCCAGGAUUAUUUCGCUUGAAACCGGCAAAGUGACAACAAAGUGUGUCACAAUGCGUGAGAAAAAAGGUGGUGCACUUCAAAAGCUGAAAAAGCGAUUAUCGCACAGCUUCGGAAGAUUAACGAUAUCACGAGAAGAUGGUGAGGAUUCAAACCAUCAUCAACAUCAAAUAAAUCAUUAUAAUCACUCAUCAUCAUCGAAACGAAUAUGGAAACAGUCGUGGCAUCAACAUCGAAGCGGUCAUAGCAAUGAAGUACCAUUUAAUGGAUACAAUUCGGAAGAAUAUCUCGAUAGAUUAGAACCAAAUGGCAAUAUACCGGCCAACAAAUCCGAUUUGGGCUAUGGAAAACAAAUUGAGGUGUUUCCACCUACGGCCGAAGUAAAAAACGUUGAACAACGAGAUGAGACGAACACCGACCAAAACCAUCAUCUACCGUCCGCUGCACAAGCUAAUAAAUCAGAAGAUUGGUCUGGCGCAAAUGAUCAUGAACGAGUUCAACGACAGUUAUCCGUGUCAUCAGAUAGCAAACUAUUGGAUGAGGAUAUACGUGAAGAGACCCGCGUUAUAAUGCGACCUAAAAAACCACCGAGACCAAAAUCCGAAGUAUUUUUAAACAAACAAGACCUGCAUCCGCGACGAAAGCGGUUUAGUGCAUUUGGUGGUGAUUCGCCAUUUGGUAAGACAGAAGCUUAUAUUAAACUGGAGCAACUUGGAGAGGGUUCAUACGCAACGGUCUUCAAAGGAUACAGCAAUUUGACAAACCAAGUGGUUGCACUCAAGGAGAUUAGACUGCAAGAAGAAGAAGGAGCACCGUUUACAGCAAUCCGUGAAGCAUCGCUGUUGAAAGAACUGAAACACUCGAACAUUGUUACAUUACAUGAUAUUGUUCAUACCCGCGAAACGUUGACAUUUGUAUUCGAAUUUGUGAAUACCGAUUUAUCACAAUAUAUGGAACGACAUGCGGGCGGCUUGGAUCAUCGAAAUGUUCGGCUAUUUUUAUUUCAAUUGUUGCGCGGUUUAUCGUACUGCCAUAAACGGCGAGUGCUUCAUAGAGAUGUAAAGCCACAGAAUUUAUUAAUUAGCGAAAUAGGUGAAUUAAAGCUUGCCGAUUUCGGAUUGGCAAGAGCCAAAAGUGUUCCCAGUCACACAUAUUCUCACGAAGUGGUUACGCUUUGGUAUCGACCACCAGACGUAUUGCUCGGUAGUACUGAUUACUCAACGUCGCUCGAUAUGUGGGGUGUAGGCUGUAUAUUUGUUGAAAUGAUUACAGGAAUGCCAACAUUUCCUGGUAUUCGUGACACAUACGAUCAAUUAGAUAAAAUUUUCAAACUACUCGGCACACCGACCGAAGAUACAUGGCGUGGUGUAACACAUCUACCAGGAUACAAACCACAGAAAUUAGGAUUUUAUCGUCCACGUAAAUUAGGCCAUAGUUUUCCACGAUUGUAUGAUAUUGUUGAGGGUGAAGCGAUUGCUACCUUAUUUUUACAAUUGAAUCCAGAAGAACGAAUGGGUGCUGAAGAUGCAUUGAAUCAUCCAUAUUUCACACCACUACCACGGAAAUUGUUCGAAUUACCAGACGAAACAUCAAUAUUCACCGUUGAAGGUGUAUAUGUGUAUCCGGAACCAAAUCGACAAAAUAAAUGAAAAUUAAUGCACGGCUUGUCAUUGGAUGGCGUUCGAUAUUAUUGUUAAGAGACAAACAACACACAACGGAGAUCAAGUGACAAGCACUUGUAAUACAAACACCGAACAAAUACCAACCAUUGCAAACCGAACCUAGGGACAACAACAACAGAACACUGAUUUUGCGGAAAACAGGAACAUUUAUUAUAAUUUAAUGAAACAACAACAAAAAAAAAGAACCUACAAUGAUCGUUUAGUCUUAUUUUCUAUCAUUAGAGAAAAUUUUAUUGAAAAAAAAGAAGAAAACAAAUUUACAAUGAAAAAAUUAUUAAAUUGACAUACACAUAAAAGAAAUCGAACGAUGACACAAAAUGGUAUAGAUACAAAAAAAAAUUAAUUGUGAGAAUCAAAAUGCCAAUCGAUAAGCGCCAUCAAUACAACUAGUUCAGCAACAUAUAGUGACAAAAAAAACACUUAAAAUAUGAUGAAUUAAAAGAAAAUCAACAAACAAAAAAUCACUAAAAAAAUUUAAAUAAUUGAAUUAUAUAAAACUAGCAUCAAUAACACUAAACUAUUAACUAAAAAAAAAUUUGGACAACCAACACAUUUAACUAAAUCACAACUAAAUAAAUAAACAUUGUAAUAGAUCUAAAACAAAAGAAAACAAAACAAAUUAUAUAUAUUUAAAUGAAGAGACGAGAAAAUGAAACGCGUUUAAUUAUAAAAUCGUCUCAUCGUAACACUUCAAAUGAGCGCAGCGGCUUCGUACAUUUUGAAUAGCAAUUUUGUUUAAACGAAGUUUGUAAACGGAAGUAUGGAAAUGAUGAUUUAAAAUAAAAAGCUAAUCAAAGUUAUAUAUGAAUGACGUCCACUUUUUAAGUAUAAUUAAAAGAAAACUAAAGAAUGAAAUUCAUUUCCAAUCUUUUAGUAAAAGUUAUUCGUCCGAAAUUCGGCAUUUAUUUCAUAUUCGUUUUUGUUUUAAUUUGAUGAAAAAAAAAACAUUUCUUUUUUAGAAUAAUUCCUCAGCGCACUCGUCCAAUGCCGUUUUCAUUUUAGCAUUAAUAAACGAUGAUAAACCGUUUCGCGUGCGCCCAUUUGAAUAUGUUGCCGACCAAAUAUAAAAUGUUGAACGAAAAUUGAAAUUAAACGAACCACAAUAUGCAUUUACACAUGCAUUCAAUUUGGUUGAGUACAUUUACGGGCGAGUUUAAUCAAAAGUGAGGUGGAUAUGCUUGUAGAGAGAACUAAAUGAAAUGAAAACCGACAACCAGAAUCAUAGCUUCCGGCGGUGGCGAUCCAAGAGAGAUUAAUUCCAAAUUUCCCAAAAAAAAUGUCAAGGGGUAAUUUGGUCUCGCAAAAAUAAAUAGAUGGCCUAAAAAUAACCCAGAAAAUCGGAAGAAUAUCUCCCAUUUCGAAAAUUGAUGACCAAAACAGGUCUUGUCACUUUUGAAUUCAUGACAAUUUUUCGCACAUUUUGUAAAGGGGAAAUUUCAAAAUCCGCUCUCCAAUGGAGGUAAUCCUACACCUCGAGCCACUACUCAGAAGCUAUGAUCAGAAUAGUAACAUCUAAUCUAUGUAAAUGAAUAAAAAAAAAGUUGUGUGAUUUUGAUAUUGAGAAAAAGAAAACAAAAAAUAUUAUUGUAAAUGAACGAAAGACAGAACGAGCGAAAUGGAACAGAGAGAGAAUGGAUUGAAAGAGUGAGUGAAUGAAUAAUAAAAAAUAAAAAUAAAACUUAAAAAAAUUUAGUUGGGAUUGUUUCGUUUUCCUGCAUUAAAUGAAAAAAAAAAAAAAACAAAUUAAUUAUUAUCGUAUUUUGCGCAGUUUAACUGAGACUUUUAACGUAAACAUGGUUUCCUCUUAUAUUUUGUUGUUCACACAUAAUUGAACAACAAACCAAACUUAUACAGUUAAUCAAAUGUUCUGUUUUGUUUUGAUUUUAUUUUUCUGUUUAAAUGUCGAACGAUAAUCGUAUAUCGAUUGUUUUUUUUUUUAUGUUUUCUUUUUCGAUGAUAUUUUGAAUUUUCUUUGUUUUUAUUUCGAUUUUAGUUUUCUUUUAUUAGCAUAUGGCAGAAUCAUUCUGGUGGAAGUUGAGAAAGACUGGUUUAUUAUUGUGUUGGAAUAAAAGUGCCAUUGCAUGUGUUAUUUUGACAAUUUUUUAAGCAAAAAAA
Messenger RNA from Contarinia nasturtii (swede midge), 5058 nucleotides. RefSeq names its product cyclin-dependent kinase 14 (gene Eip63E). Gene Ontology annotation, biological process: protein phosphorylation. Gene Ontology annotation, molecular function: cyclin binding; cyclin-dependent protein serine/threonine kinase activity; ATP binding. The record is from RefSeq and is a predicted model, not a curated record. Bases 1315 to 2910 code for a protein of 531 amino acids. Gene Ontology annotation, cellular component: nucleus; cytosol; cytoplasm. The transcript has 13 exons. Lineage: Eukaryota; Metazoa; Arthropoda; Insecta; Diptera; Cecidomyiidae.